Trichogramma pretiosum is the source of this 4255-nucleotide messenger RNA. Its product is annotated as probable WRKY transcription factor protein 1. The coding region runs from base 514 to 2661 and encodes 715 amino acids. NCBI's taxonomy places the organism in Eukaryota, Metazoa, Arthropoda, Insecta, Hymenoptera, Trichogrammatidae. Gene Ontology annotation, cellular component: membrane. Gene Ontology annotation, biological process: hemocyte migration. Gene Ontology annotation, molecular function: growth factor activity. The record is from RefSeq and is a predicted model, not a curated record. The transcript is spliced from 6 exons.
CGCGUCAUGAAAAUCUGUUACUAUCGCCGUGACUCUACAACAUCGCUCACUCGUUUAAAUAUUUAAAAUGCUCGAAAUAAUUAUCAGUAAAAUACUUUUUUGUUUAUUCUAGGUGCGUACUGAAAGUGAUUGUUGCUUAAUGAAUACUUACAAUGGUUUCAACAGUGUAGUUGGUUUUGUGAUCAAUCGUGAAUGUUCUCUAUGUGUGUAAUUUUUUUCAAAUAGCAUUGAAAACUUGAUGCAAGUAAUAAUCGUCACAACUAAUGAACGAGAACCAUAAAUGUUUUAAAGUCAUGGUUCAAUGUUCUGAAGUCGUGGUUUUGACAGCCUCGUCAACUAUCAGCUUUGACAUGUGUAAUGAAAUGCAAAUUUAUAUUAUAGCUCUCUCGGCAAUUUUCUAGGUCAUAUAUGAAGUGUAAAAGGGCCUAAAAAGUUGAGCGAGUGCUUCAAACAAGAGUCAAAGAGCAUAACGAGAAGCGACACGUCGAAUGUCGACUAAAGGGUAACUCGAUCAUGAGGGUGAACCUGCGAUUAAUUGCACUGCUGGUGUUUCUGGAGCUUUUACUCAUCUGUACUGCUGUAAAAACUCGUGUGGAAGGUGAUACCAAGCUUACGUCUUAUCGACAUCGCCAUCGACACCACCAUGGCUGGUCAAGCUCAAACAAUAGAAAACGUUUGUACGACGACUAUGAUUACCCCAACGAAUCUGAUGAUUACGACGACGACGAAGACGAUGACGAUGACGACGACGAUGACGAAAACGCAAAAAAAAGCUUUGAAACACUGAGGCGCAAUUACCAUGAUAGAUACGAUCUAAACUGGCGUUCUCGGUAUCAUCGGCGUGGCCCUCCACUAAGCUAUUUUUCCCAGGCUCACGUUUACAGAUCGCGCUUCGUCCACCGCUCCAAUCCCUACCCGCACAACGACUACAACUUUGAGGAACCUUACCGACUAAGGUGGCACUACGACGAGGAUGAUACUCACUCGCUUAAUCAGAGGUCGACUCGGCCGAGAAUUCAAAAUCGUAGGACGAGGCCCUGGCAACUGCCUCGUAAGGACUUGCAGUACGACGACGAGGAAGAUGACUAUUAUCUGGACGACAGCGAUAACGACGACGGAGAGCGUAGUGAGGAGGACAGAAUCAAUCGAAAACACAUAAUGCGAAAGUCCCAACAACUUCGUGAUAGCGGUGCCAGUAAACUCGAAGAGUGGAUGCGAAAAGCUAACGGCAAUGGCUCAUCAAAAGUAAAAGCUAAUACACACUCGGAGCAUGAAGAGCAGGACGAUAUUUGGAAAGAAUUUGAAACCGAUGAAAAUCCCAGAUCAUUUCAUAAAACUUCAGCAAAUAUCAGUUCAAGUCGAAUCACUUACGACGAUAUUAUACGCAAACUCAGUAACACAAAUUCAGACACGAUUGUAACACCAAUGUCUGUCAAACGAGAUUAUAGAAAUGCGUCCCAGAGGCACGAGGCUGCUCCAAAUCAUUUGGAAGAACGCUGGGAAAACAAAGAUAAACUUCGGAAAUUCCAAGAUGAACGCAAUGAUGAUGAGGCCGAUCAGUCGGAUUCCAAAACGGAAUACGUAGAUGACGAAAACGUAGAGGAGGAAGAAAUUCCGGUAACUGCUAGUAGUGCUAUCACUCGUUCAAGUACUAGUAACGUGAAUUCAGCCAACUCAACUGCUACGACGGAAGCGACGACGACGACGACGACGACGUCGACGACGGCGACUACGAAGCGAAAAACUGAAUCGAUGAAUAAUUUCAGUCACCAAAACGGCGAGAGAGCUGUACAGCCCAGUUCGCAGUACAAUGAAUACAAGUUGGGAAAAAAUGACUACCCAGCAAUGUCGUCGCACAGCGUACUCAAGUGGCAGCAUCUCGGCUCGCGAGAAAACCUACAGCGAACAAGAAACAACAUGUCGCAUUUCAGAUCUGCCUUCUCUAAGACUCCUGAGGCCUUGGCGGCUCGACGUCACGCUGACCGUGUCGCGGCUGAAGGCAGCUGUCAACGGCCAAAAUCUCGGGUCAUUUCGGUACGGGACGUAUAUAGGGAUACUUCCGUCUCUUAUAAACCCCACUGUGUAAUUCUUUAUCGUUGUUCUCAUGACACAGGCUGCUGCAACUCCGAGAGUCUCACCUGCUCGGAGAAACAUUCUCAGCAAGUUGAAUUUUACUUUCAGGCUUCGUACAUCGAUGGUUCAACAGCAAUAAAAAAGCUCACCUUCACCAACCAUACAGAGUGCGAAUGUCGGGACAGAAAAGAUGCCAGGAGUAGGCUAGGAGUAGAUACUACUUUACAAACUUUUUCGUACUACCCUUCAACAUCGUCACCACAACACACUGUAAAAGAGGCACAGGAUAAACAAUGCGCGUGUCCUACAUAUUUUGUAUCGAAGCUCAUCGACGAUAGGUGUGAAUGUAACUGUGACUCGAAGAAUCCUAGCCACGAAUCAGAAUGUUUAAAAUUACUUAAAGGAAAAACAUUUUUUUCAAAUUCAGACAGACUAUGUAUACAUAAUGGCAAGUGUACAAUGCCAAACUGCUACUUUGGAGUGUACGUAACGGCAACUGGUAAAUGCCCUGCAAAAAAGGAAGGGAUCGAAAAAGUAACAGCAGCCGCAACCAGGCGGCCAAUCUUUUAUCCACCGCAAAGAAGCUAAAAUACCCCGCAUAUAGCUCAAAAUAACGUGCCAAAUUCUGCCACAAUCUUUUAUUAUACGUAUUCAUGCUGAUAUGGUGCCAUUUAAUUAGCUAUUCUCUCUACAAUGUAAACUCAUCGUUCCCAGCCUCGCGGUGAAUUAUUUAAAUAAUCAUUGGCAACGUUUUUGACAUAGCUGAGUUUUUUUUUAUUAUAAAAACUAUGAACAAAAAAUCAUAAAAAUAAACUUGCUUUUAAAAAGAAGUCAAUGUCAAUACAAUGCGAAAAAGAUGCUGUUUUAUGCCACUUUUUACCGUUUUUCGUGUUAGUAUGUCAUCACUGUACGUAUUAUAAUUGUUUGAUGAUAAUAGCUAAAAUGAAUUGUUUAGUUUAAUGAAAGUAUAGUUUUUGUAUUAUUAAAAUAGUAACAUUUUUCGAUGAUUUAUAUUUAUCUUAAAUAAGACUAAUGAAGAAUUAAGCACCGACUUGCAUCGGUGAAACCUUCUGAACAAAGAAAAAAAAUUAUUAAGAACGAAAAAUGGCCAAAGAAGAAUUUCUUUGUGUAAAUGUAAUUGGCUUUCCUUUAUUUGUUACAUUAGCUCAUAAGUUAUUCAUAGUAACUUUUUGUUACCUUAUAUAAAAUAUUGCAGGUAAUGUUCUUUGAAAAAUUGUUCUACUAGAUGACUUUUAAAUGAAUUAUGAAAAUCAAUUAAUAAAAUCGGUAAUUAAACGAUACUUGUUAAAUAAAAUCUGAAUAAUUACGAUGAGGUGAUUUUCUUGAUUACAAGCCUAGUCUGAAGCCCCCUAAGGUCUAGCAAAUAAACUUCCUAUAGAAAAUUGAUUUUGAAGACUUUUAAAUGGUGGAAAAGUCUUAUUUCAAAUCAACUGCCUAAUCAUGUUGUGUAAAAAAUGAAAUUUCGAGUUUUUUAAAAUAAAACUUGAUCAUUUCAUUAAUAUUACAGAAAUUCUUCGAAUUUGUUGAUUUUUUUAUUGAUAUUUUAAUCAUUCAAAAAACAAUAGGAAAUUUAGAAGCUAGAUUUGACGAUGGUUUUAAAUACUUACAUUAUUAAAGUAGGAUCGCAAAUGAUAGCAUAAAAAUUAAUCAUAUGUAUACCAUAAUACUGACGCAAUACCAUACUUAUAAUACUGUAUAGCAAUGAAUGUUACUUACAUUAUGAAACAAAUCAAAUUAAAUGUAGAAUUAAAAUGAACUACUGAAUGAGUGAAUAUGAUGAUAAUCGUAUAAAAUUUUGAGUUUAGCUUUUUAUUUAAUACUCUUGGAUACUUGAAAUUUUAUUCGAAGCAUUUUGUAACUUUAUUUAAGAUAUAUUAAGAAUUAUUAGUUUUAAGAGAAAUUUUUUACAAUAAUAGAUUUAAUUUAAAUACCAAGAGAGAAAGACAUGACUCUUACGACUUUGUAAAGCAAUUUUGCCAUCAUUGAACAAUUGAAUAGCAAGAAAAAUUUCUUUCGUUUAUAUUUCUUUUGAUAUUACGUUAAUUAUCUUUUGGUGUUGAAUUAUAUGGAAGUAAUAUGUCUAAUGACAUGAAAAUGAUUAAAUAGAUUAACUGUGUAUUGUAUUAUUUUAACAUGUAUUUUUAUUCAUAAAUAUGCUUUA